Molecule: messenger RNA, 645 nt
Organism: Diaporthe amygdali
Lineage: Eukaryota; Fungi; Ascomycota; Sordariomycetes; Diaporthales; Diaporthaceae
Product: guanylate kinase
Exons: 1
Coding region: 1-645 (214 amino acids)
Biological process (GO): purine nucleotide metabolic process
Cellular component (GO): cytosol
Molecular function (GO): GMP kinase activity
Source: RefSeq, a predicted model, not a curated record
AUGCCCCAGCUUCCUCAGAACCACCUGGGCGGGACCACACCUCGGCCAAAAUCCCGCUCUGCAGCCCCGCUUCAAAAUCUCCGACCCAUUGUCAUCUCGGGGCCUUCGGGUGUUGGCAAAGGUACACUUAUUGAAAAGCUUUCGGACGCACACCCGGGCACGUUUGGUACAACUGUCUCGCAUACGACGCGUCAGCCGCGGGCCGGCGAAGUCGGAGGCGUAAAUUACUACUUUGUAUCCGCUCACGAAUUCUCGACUCUCGUCUCUCAAAACGCCUUCGCAGAACAUGCGUUCUUUAGUGGGUCCUCUUAUGGAACUAGCAAGCAAACCAUUGCAGACCAGACAGCCAAAGGAUUGGUGGUCCUGUUAGAUAUCGAAAUGGAAGGGAUAAAGCAGAUGAAGGCGGAUGCAGGCGUUGACGCGCGUUAUGUCUUCAUCAAACCGCCCAGCAUUGAGGAGCUUGAGGCACGACUCAGGCACCGCGGCACGGAGAACGAGGAAGACGUCCAGAAGAGACUGGCCCAAGCCAGAGCGGAGAUUGAGUUUGCCGUCACACCAGGCAUUCAUGAUAUAAUCAUUACUAACGAUGAUCUCGAGAGGGCGUUUCAGGAGCUUGAUGAGUUUGUUUGUCGACCGAGGACAUGA